Molecule: messenger RNA, 2023 nt
Organism: Chrysochloris asiatica (Cape golden mole)
Lineage: Eukaryota; Metazoa; Chordata; Mammalia; Afrosoricida; Chrysochloridae
Gene: NPLOC4
Product: nuclear protein localization 4 homolog (S. cerevisiae)
Exons: 17
Coding region: 159-1988 (609 amino acids)
Biological process (GO): ubiquitin-dependent protein catabolic process
Cellular component (GO): nucleus
Molecular function (GO): ubiquitin binding; ubiquitin protein ligase binding
Source: RefSeq, a predicted model, not a curated record
CGGCGCUGGUGGAGGCCGGGCGGGCGAAGCUGGAGCGGCGGUGGCGGUGGCGGAGGGAGGCCGGGGCCGGGGCUGAGGCCGGGGCAGGGGCUGUGAGGCCCUUGGGGCGGCAGGCGGCGGCGGCCCAGGGUUCGAGCCCGGAGGGAGGAGCAGCUGCCAUGGCCGAGAGCAUCAUAAUCCGUGUCCAGUCCCCAGAAGGGGUGAAGCGGAUUACAGCAACAAAGAGAGAAACAGCUGCAACCUUUUUGAAAAAGGUUGCAAAGGAGUUUGGCUUCCAGAACAAUGGCUUUUCAGUUUACAUCAACAGAAACAAGACUGGAGAGAUAACAGCUUCCUCCAACAAGUCCCUCCACGUGCUAAAAAUCAAACAUGGAGACCUGCUCUUCCUGUUCCCCUCGAGCCUUGCUGGGCCGUCGUCUGAAAUGGAGACAUCGACCCUGUUGAGUCUAAAGGCCUUUGGGGCGCCCAGUGUGGUGGAGGAUGAGAUCGAUCAGUACCUGAGCAGACAGGACGGCAAAAUCUACCGGAGCCGGGACCCCCAGCUAUGCCGCCACGGCCCUUUGGGGAAAUGUGUGCAUUGUGUCCCGCUUGAGCCGUUUGAUGAGGAUUACCUGAACCAUCUUGAGCCUCCUGUGAAGCAUAUGUCCUUCCAUGCCUACAUCCGAAAGCUGACUGGCGGGGCCGACAAGGGGAAGUUUGUUGCCCUGGAGAACAUCAGUUGCAAGAUCAAGUCAGGCUGCGAGGGACACCUCCCAUGGCCCAAUGGCAUCUGCACCAAGUGCCAGCCCAGCGCCAUCACCCUGAACAGACAGAAAUACAGGCACGUGGACAACAUCAUGUUUGAGAACCACACUGUAGCAGACCGCUUCCUCGACUUCUGGAGAAAGACGGGAAACCAGCAUUUUGGGUACCUGUAUGGCCGGUACACGGAGCACAGAGAUAUCCCUCUUGGCAUCAGGGCGGAGGUGGCUGCCAUCUAUGAGCCCCCCCAGAUUGGUACACAGAACAGCUUGGAGCUUCUGGAAGAUCCAAAAGCCGAGGUGGUUGAUGAAAUCGCCGCCAAGCUUGGCUUGAGGAAGGUUGGCUGGAUAUUUACAGACCUCGUCUCUGAAGACACGCGCAAGGGCACGGUCCGUUACAGUAGAAAUAAGGACACGUAUUUUCUAAGUGCAGAAGAGUGUAUCACUGCAGGGGACUUCCAAAACAAACACCCCAACAUGUGUCGGCUCUCCCCAGAUGGACACUUUGGAUCCAAGUUUGUCACUGCGGUGGCUACAGGUGGUCCCGACAACCAGGUCCAUUUUGAAGGCUACCAGGUGUCCAAUCAGUGCAUGGCCCUGGUCCGUGAUGAGUGUUUGCUGCCAUGCAAAGAUGCUCCAGAGCUUGGCUAUGUCAAGGAGUCUAGCAGCGAGCAAUAUGUGCCAGAUGUGUUUUACAAGGACAUCGACAAGUUUGGUAAUGAGAUCACCCAGCUGGCACGUCCCCUGCCCGUGGAGUACCUGAUCAUCGAUAUCACAACAACGUUCCCAAAGGACCCAGUUCACACCUUUUCUAUUUCACAAAAUCCAUUUCCCAUCGAAAACCGGGACGUGCUGGGUGAGACACAGGAUUUCCACAGCCUGGCCACCUACCUGUCCCAGCAUACCUCAUCCAUGUUCCUGGACACCAUUUCGGACUUCCACCUUUUGCUCUUCCUGGUCACCAAUGAGGUCAUGCCCCUGCAGGACAGCAUCAGCUUGCUGCUGGAGGCCGUGAGGACCAGGAAUGAGGAGUUGGCACAGACCUGGAAGAAAUCCGAACAGUGGGCCACCAUUGAGCAGCUGUGUAGCACCGUCGGGGUGCAGCUCCCAGGCCUCCAGGAGUUUGGAGCCGUCGGAGGUUCUGCACACACCACCGCCUCCGUUGCCAUGUGGGCUUGCCAGCACUGUACCUUCAUGAACCCGCCAGGCACCGGGCACUGCGAAAUGUGUAGCCUUCCCAGGACCUAAGGCAGCCCGCCGGCAGGAUGGGCGCCCAGCCCGAG